AUGGAAAAUGUGGAGGCACCCGUUACCGGAAGCAGUUCGAGGGAAAGUGGCUCGCGCAAUGUGUGCUUCACAGCUACAGUGAAAGGAGGUAUCAAAACGGAAGGAUGGUUGAUUGACAGUGGCAGUUCGAUGCACAUGACAGGGAAAAUUGAACAACUGAAGGAUGUAGUACCGUGUAAUAAAGGCGUUUUCUUGGCUGAUGGCAAGAUGGCGUCGGUUAGAGCUACCGGAACCUGUGAAUUCUCGAAACGAGGAGUGACUGGCGAGAAGAUUGACGUGAAAUUGAAAAACGUUCUCUAUGUACCCGGACUUGCAGCUAACGUAAUGUCGGUGAGCCGUAUGGUUGAUGCGGGAUACAACAUUUCUUUCGGACAUGAACUUUGCAUGGUUCUGGACGGAGCUGAAGCUGUAUUUGUUGGAAAACGACCAGGAGAAGGAUACUGGAUUCAGGAGGAGUAG
Molecule: messenger RNA, 459 nt
Organism: Aedes albopictus (Asian tiger mosquito)
Lineage: Eukaryota; Metazoa; Arthropoda; Insecta; Diptera; Culicidae
Exons: 1
Coding region: 1-459 (152 amino acids)
Source: RefSeq, a predicted model, not a curated record